This is a messenger RNA of Polyodon spathula (Mississippi paddlefish), 1451 nucleotides long. Its product is annotated as tumor protein p53-inducible nuclear protein 2-like. Gene Ontology annotation, cellular component: nucleus; autophagosome. The coding region runs from base 129 to 599 and encodes 156 amino acids. Gene Ontology annotation, biological process: autophagosome assembly; positive regulation of DNA-templated transcription. NCBI's taxonomy places the organism in Eukaryota, Metazoa, Chordata, Actinopteri, Acipenseriformes, Polyodontidae. The transcript has 4 exons. The record is from RefSeq and is a predicted model, not a curated record.
ACGAGUCAAUGCUGAAUUCUUCUUGAUCAGAGUACAAUUAUUCCUGUCUCUUGUGGAAAAAAAAUCUACUUCCAUCUUUAGAGGGUACUGUGGAUUGAAAACCACCUGAGAAGAAAGCUUUUUCUAAAAUGAUUGGAAAAAUUACAAGCCUCCUGCUUGGAGACAAAAUGGAGGAAGCAAAUGAAUAUGAUGACCACGAAGAGCUCUUCGAAACCGAAGAGGGGGAGUGGGUCAUCGUGAAUGUGCAGGAGAGCUGUCCCGUGGUGCAGUGGGAGAUGGGCUCCCUAGAGAACCUGCUGAUUGAGCACCCCAGCAUGUCUGUGUACAACAUGAGGGGGCAGAGCAGCGACCAGGAGGAGGAGGAGGAUGCAGACGCUCCCAGGCCUGCUCAGAUGGCACGCUAUACCCUGCGAAGGGUGACUGUUCUUGAGUGCAUCAGUCAUUUGCACUACAUGCAGAGGGCUGAACUCCUCGUCGACCGCAGAAAGCUAAGCAGGAAUCGCCUCCACAGACAGAACCGAUCCAAGAAACGAUAUUCUCCAAAAGGAAAGCACUGUGGCAAUUUCAAGCAGCCCUGCCAUCGUGUCUAUAAUUACUAAAAAAAAGCGCACGAAUCCAAAUGCGAAUUGCAGAAUAUUUAGUUUAAAAACCCCAUUCUCACAGUGUCCCAGAUCUUAUUUAACAAAAGAAAACCAUGCAAAUGUUAUCAAAUAAGUCACAAUGGCGCUUUUUUUGAGAAUAAGCGAUUAUACCUUGUAUAACUCAUAAUGACAACUGCUUUAUUGUUUUGAAAGUGUUGCUCUGUUACUUGCAGUGUUUCACAAUGUAGUGGCUACUUCUAGUGGUAAUAGCUGCAGACUGUCAUCAGGAUUUGGUAUGCAAAUGUGGAUGCAAAUCCCAGUGUGAGAUGUAUGUAUGACUGUAUGAUCAAAAUGUAACAUCAGUUAAUGCUUUUUCCCCUUUUUUUCUAUUUUUUUCUCCAUAUGUAUUGGUUAUUUAGAACACUCCAUCUAGACUUUAUUAGUAGUGCAUGUUAAACAUGUGUGUUUACUGUUCAGCUAAUGUUACAGCAAUGGUGGCAGCUAUUUGUAUGAAUUUAAUAUUAAUAUAAAUUUUUAAAGUGAACUCAAUUGCAGUAAAAGCAACUUAUAGUGUAAUCAAAUAAUCAUGCUUACAUUUUACAGUAGCCAGUUAUGGUAUUUGCAUGCUUUUAGUAUUGUGCAACCUUGUUUUUUAAUGUACCUUUGUUUUUCCAGUGUUGCAUGCAGUAUAACUUCUUUCUUUUUGUUUAUGCGUAUUACAAGCAAACUUGAAAGGGUAUGUUCAUUUGUAUACAUUUUAACAUGAGUUGCUACAAAGGAACAGUGUGCCUUUCUUCAUGCAAUUGCAGCAGAGUAAUGAAUUGUGUUGUAUGAGGUACUGUACUUUCGAUUUGUAUGGCGAUAUUUACA